UUUUCUCUUCUCUACCCUUUCUUUCUUUCUUUAAUAAAUCUCUCCCUCUCACACUUCUUUUCAGCUUUUUCCUUUCUUUGACUUGUUAAGGGUUUCUUUUGCUUUUAAAUUUUUUUUCUUUUCCUUUUCAAUUCUCAUCAAAUCAAACCCACAGCUUCUCAUUCAUUAGUAUUUUUGGGUCUGUUUUUCUUUGCACCGAAAAUUGCAUGAGCCAGUCUUUUCCUUUUCCAGAAGCUUUGAAGACCCCUUAUAGCUUUAAGGCAUUGAAUGUGGUAAAAUGGGGUGUUUCACAGUCUUGAAGAGCAAGAAGAAAAAGCCUGAACCUUCAGUUUCCAUCAAGCGUGUUAGUCCUAAGGAGCAAACACCAACCACGCUACCAGAACCCCAGAUCCCAACUCGGUCAUUGCAAUCAGCACCCCCUAGUUUUAGGACUAGAGUGAAACCUGUUCAACCAGAUAACAGAUUAAUUAACAAUAGAGCACGGGUAAAGUCAGCUCCAGAAAGCCUUGAUUCUGCAGAGCAAGAUGAUCUUGCAGCAAUUGAAUAUGAUGAGCAUGAAGAGUUGAAGAGCAGAGUUAGUUUAGCGAGGGACCACCUGAGCCCACAGCCUCUUCCUCUUCCUGCCGCCGCACUGAAGCCUGCAGGUAGCUUGAAAUUCACAAAUGGCAGUGGCCCUCUCUAUGCUUCUGGGCCAUUGCCAUUGCCACCAGGUGUAACACAGAGUGGAACAUUAAGGAACUUUUCGUAUGAUGAAAUCAUAUCUGCUUGCCGCAAUUUCUCUUCAGAUCGGUGUGUAUCUGAAGGUCUUUCUUCGAUUAUAUACCGGGCUUCCUUUGGGGAUGAUACUUCAAGUUCAAAGAAGUUCGAAGCCACUGUUACACGUCUUCAUUCCUCCCCUCAGGGUUUCAAGGAAUUUAUAAAUGAGGUUAAUACUCUUGCAUCCUUGCGGCAUCCAAACCUGUGUAAAUUGCUUGGUUAUCAUGCACGUGAUGGGUCAGAGCAGAGAAUGCUGAUCUAUGAGAGGCUUUAUCAUGGAAGCUUGGACCGCCUUUUGUAUGGGAGAUUAGAUGGCCCUCCAAUUGACUGGAAUACCAGAAUGAAAAUUGCUUUAUGUGCUGCACAAGGUCUUACUUUUUUGCAUGAAGAGGGGCCUUUCCAGGCAAUGUACAAUGAAUUCUCUACUGGCAACAUACAGAUCGAUAAAGAUUUUAGCGCAAAGCUUUCAGGAUAUGGUUGUGUUGGUCAUAUUCCUGAGACAGAGAUCUCUAACAGUUCAGUGGCUGUGGCUAAUCUCUCUGUGGAGACACUGGAGAGAGGGUUGUUGACUCCGAAGAGCAAUGUAUGGAGUUUUGGAAUUGUGCUGCUUGAGCUACUUACCGGCAGGAAGAAUCUUGAUAAUCGCCAUCCCAAGGAGGAGAGGAAUUUAGUAAGAUGGAGCCGGCCUUUCCUAGAUGAUGACUGUAGACUGUCACUGAUUAUGGAUCCUCAGCUAAAAGGCCGUUUCCCUCUGAAAGCAGCAAGGACAGUGGCCGAUAUUGCUCUUAGAUGUCUUAAGAAGGACCCACUGGAAAGACCAACUAUGAGAGCCAUUGUAGAAAAUCUUAGAGUCAUACAAGACAUGAAAUCCUCAACUCGAUUCCCUUUGCAAGAACCAGCUGCAGUUGCUGGAAAACAGAUGUCUAGAUCCCCAAGUCUGAAUGGGAUCAUUACCCCAGCACCCAGGUUAAGUUUCUCACCAUCCCCACCGUCAAGAGCCCGACCAUCUCUUUCUCCUACAAGGCCACCUGCUUUGCCCAUCUCUCUUCCUCCACGUGCCUGUUCGACCCUCUCAUUGGACGAAUUGGAACAGCAAGAAAGCCGAAAGUCAUCAUCAUCAGCUGUUCGAAGGCCUAGUGUUGAAGGAUUUUGAUUGUUAAUAUGUAUUUUCUCUUUUAAAAUUCUUUUCCUUUUUUGGAAUACCCUUUUCGAUUCCCUUUUUGCUGAUUCAAUAGAAUAUAUAGAAAGAUAAAAUGUGGUUCUUCCCCUUCCAAUCCUUCAAGAUAAAAGAGAGGAUGUUGUUUUGUAGAUAGAGUGCGAAGCCUGGUCCCUCGAGGCUGAUUAGUUUCUGUAGUCCACAAUGCCAUUUAUAUGAUAGUAUUCUAAAUCCACCCUUUGCCUAGUA
Messenger RNA from Ricinus communis (castor bean), 2161 nucleotides. RefSeq names its product probable serine/threonine-protein kinase PBL1. Lineage: Eukaryota; Viridiplantae; Streptophyta; Magnoliopsida; Malpighiales; Euphorbiaceae. Bases 278 to 1909 code for a protein of 543 amino acids. Gene Ontology annotation, molecular function: ATP binding; protein kinase activity. The transcript has 5 exons. The record is from RefSeq and is a predicted model, not a curated record. Gene Ontology annotation, biological process: protein phosphorylation.